AUGAUUUUGCUUGGUUUCUUAAUCAUUUUCUUUCAAAUAAAUCUUAUCGAGAAUGCUUCCAGUAGAUCAGCUGUCUUAGACUGUAGCAAGCGCAAUUCUGACGGACUUUAUGGACGUGGUUGUUCAUCAAAAUUCAUGAAAUGUUAUAAUGGCAAAUUAUAUGUGUAUAGAUGUCGCAAUAAUCUGAAAUUUAAUGUUGAAACAGCUAAAUGUGAAGAACGAAGACAAGUUAUUGCUUGUAUCAAUAACAUGGAUAAUGAUCGAAUAAUUGUGAAGGCAGACGAUCCCUUUGAUUGUUCAAAGAGAGAGGAUGGUGUUUAUGGCAGUGGAAAAUGUUCGACAACUUACUAUCAUUGUUCUCACGGUCAUUCCUCGGAAAUGUUGUGUCCAGCUGGCUUAUACUACAAUGAUAAGUUGAAAGCAUGUGAUGAAGUUGAUAGCAUUGAUGAAUGUAAUGUACUGACUGCGCUGCAAGGAUACAAUGAACGCCGGGAGAGUCAUUUGGGUGAAAGAGGAAAAUAUAUUGAACGGAAUUUAUUGUCCACUUUUAAUGGAAAUAGAAGAUACACUGGUGGCACGCCUAGAUUGUCAGCCGGUAAAGAAAAGAAUAGCAUGGGUCAUGAUAGUAAUGAUAAAAAGCGACCUGCUCGACAGACAUUGUAA
Messenger RNA from Cercopithifilaria johnstoni, 663 nucleotides. The record is from the annotation of a GenBank genome assembly. Lineage: Eukaryota; Metazoa; Nematoda; Chromadorea; Rhabditida; Onchocercidae.